UUCAAACUAUGUAUUUUAAUAACUUCACAAAUAUUGUUCAAUUAUUUAACAUACAAUUAGAUGUUAAUUAGAGAGUGAACACAAUAUAAAUAAUACCAAAAUGCGUUCAAGUAUGCCUUUCUGGUAUUACGACAAGAAGGAAAUCCGCAAUAGUCCUUCUUGUCAGGAUGGAAUUGAUUUCGAUACUGAAAGCCGCUACCGAAAGGAAGGAACUAGGUUUAUCAUAGAUACUGGAACAAAAAUGGACCUCGGAUAUAAUACAAUGGCGACAGGUGUAGUGUAUUUUCAUAGGUUUUAUAUGUUUCAUUCAUUCAGAACAUUUCCAAGAUACGUCACUGCAUGUUGCUGCCUGUUACUAGCAGGAAAAGUUGAAGAAACGCCUAAAAAGUGCAAAGACAUAAUAAAAACUGCUAAAGGUUUAUUGCCUGAAGACAAGUUUGCCGCAUUUGGUUCAGACCCCAAAGAAGAGGUUCUUACAUUAGAGCGAAUAUUGCUGCAGACAAUUAAGUUCGACUUGCAAGUAGAUCACCCUUAUGCAUACUUGCUUCGAUAUGCAAAGUGUCUCAAGGGUGAUAAAAAUAAAUUACAAAAAAUGGUACAAAUGGCUUGGACUUUUGUGAACGAUAGCUUGUGCACUACAUUGUGUUUACAGUGGGAGCCUGAAGUUAUAGCAGUUGCUCUGAUGUACUUAGCUGGUAAACUUAGUAAAUUUGAAGUUACAGACUGGAACGGUAGGACUACUAGACAUACACGUUGGUGGGAUAUGUUUAUAGAAGAUGUUACAUUAGUAUUAGAAGACAUAUGCCAUCAAGUUCUAGAUUUAUACUCACAACCAAAUCCUACAACAGUGCCAGAUAGUCCACCAUUACCUGCUAAACCCAAAAACCCCUGA
Ctenocephalides felis (cat flea) is the source of this 892-nucleotide messenger RNA. RefSeq names its product cyclin-K-like. The record is from RefSeq and is a predicted model, not a curated record. Gene Ontology annotation, molecular function: cyclin-dependent protein serine/threonine kinase activator activity. Gene Ontology annotation, biological process: positive regulation of DNA-templated transcription, elongation; regulation of transcription by RNA polymerase II. Lineage: Eukaryota; Metazoa; Arthropoda; Insecta; Siphonaptera; Pulicidae. Gene Ontology annotation, cellular component: cyclin/CDK positive transcription elongation factor complex; nucleus.